Arachis stenosperma is the source of this 1157-nucleotide messenger RNA. Its product is annotated as L-type lectin-domain containing receptor kinase S.4-like. The record is from RefSeq and is a predicted model, not a curated record. Gene Ontology annotation, molecular function: carbohydrate binding. The transcript is spliced from 2 exons. The coding region runs from base 318 to 1157 and encodes 279 amino acids. NCBI's taxonomy places the organism in Eukaryota, Viridiplantae, Streptophyta, Magnoliopsida, Fabales, Fabaceae.
UGUGAGCUGCAACACCCAAAAAACCCAAACAAGCAUUUCCCUUUCUUUAUGCAUCGCUCUCUUCUCUUGUCUCGUAUAUUCUGACCCUUCCAUGUGACCAAAAUUUAAUCUCUCUUCUGUCUUCUCUAUGCUUUCCACUUUCCUCCCAUAUGCAUUUAUUCUCCAAACCAAACGAUAUCUUAUUAUUAUUUAUUAUUAUUAUAUAUGUUCGUUUUUCUGAUUGAUUAUUCUACUGUUUGUUUUGUUCUACCACCACCAACCUUUUCAAAUCUGCACCCUUUUCCCGGAUCUCUUUCAAUAACCUUCUGUAGUUUGUCAUGGCCAGAAACAUGAAACAACAACUCUUCUCUGUGUUGCUGUUCCUUCUUAUCCUAGUUUCAUCAUCUCAGCCGGAUCAGCUUCUCUAUUCCGGAUUCAAGAACUGUGAUGCAACCAACAUAUCCUUAAACGGCAUAGCAGAAAUCGAGAAAAACGGUUUGCUAAGAUUAACAAACGAAACAAGCAGAUUAAUGGGUCACGCUUUCUACCCGUCACCAUUUCAGGUCAAAGACAAAACCAGUGGUAAAGUUCUUUCUUUUUCAACUUCCUUCGCUCUUGCUAUUGUUCCUGAGUAUCCCAAGCUCGGUGGCCAUGGCUUAGCCUUCACCAUAGCCACUUCGAAAGAUUUCAAAGCUCACCCAAGCCAGUACUUGGGUCUCUUCAACCCAGACGAUGUUGGUAACUUAACUAACCAUCGUUUUGCUGUUGAGUUUGACACUGUUCAAGACUUUGAAUUCGAUGAUAUAAAUGAUAACCAUGUUGGGAUUGAUAUCAAUAGCUUGCAAUCCAAUGCUUCUGUUAAUGCAAGUUACUAUCUUGAUGAUAAUGGGUCAGGGAAAUUGCAGGAUUUGAAUCUCAAGAGUGGGAAACCCAUCAUGGUUUGGGUUGAUUAUGAUUCUGUGAAGAAUGUUCUGAGCGGCCAAGCUGAAGUUGGAGAUCCAAGCAUGCUGGUUCUAAGAACUGAUGGGAAAGUGAGCGGUCUGGAAGUGAUAAAAGGGGGAGAUGUAAGUAUGGGUCCACACGAUGUGGAUGGCCGGGUUUCAAAGGAUGCUGGCUCUGAAGCGGAACUUGGAGGCGCAAUACCAGAUUCAGAUCAUAGGGAUACGCAGACUGAAUAG